AUGAACAUUUUCCUCUUGUUCUUGCUCUCCUCACUCUCACCUUUCAAGGUCACAAGUGCUCACACUAGAACCAACCCAUUUACACCCAAAUCCUCACUGAAUCGCUAUUGGGACAACCACAUUUCCAACAAUCUCCCCAAACCCAAUUUCCUCUUCUCCAAAGCAUCCCCACUCGACCGAGUCAACUCAGCGAUUCUCACCCAACUCGCCGCCAAUAACUCACUCUCCGCCCACUUCGCUUCCUUAUGCUCCUUAGCCAACCUCUACUGCUCCUUCGACUCGCAGUCCGCACAAACCCACCAGCAAGACCUCGUCGCUCGGCACUUCAAAGACGCCAACUUCGCCGCCUACAGCAACAAGAACUUCGCCAACUACGGCUCGUCCCAACCCGGCGGCGGCGACUCGUUCAAGAACUACUCGGACGGGUUGAACUCGCCUUACGACUCGUUCAAGAAGUACAGCAAGGACGCCAACUCGCACUCGGAGAAGUUCACAUUCUACGCCCACGAAGCCAACGUCGCCAACGCCAGCUUCACCAGCUACGGCGCCGACUCUGCCGGCGGCUCUGGCGAGUUCACCAGCUACGACGACCAAGUCAACGUCCCCAAUCUCCGAUUCGCAGCCUACGACUCGGAUGCGAACAACCACAGGCUCUCCUUCAUAGGCUACAGCCACGACACCAACUCGGGCUCCGAGACGUUCGUCAGCUACGGAAAAACCGGCAACGCCAACCCGACCGAGUUCAGCAGCUACGCCGAAGACGCGAACAUAAUCGGGUCGGGUUUUACGGGUUACGGAGAGUCCGGGACCGGCCAAAACGAUUCGUUUAAAGGGUACGGCCAAUCUGCGAACAACCCACAUAACAAUUUCAAGAGCUAUGGCGGUGGCGGGACUUCUGGGAUCGACGGGUUCUCGAAUUAUCGGAGCGGAGCGAAUGUUGGGGACGAUUCGUUUCAGUCUUACGCGAGAAAUUCGAAUUCCGGGAAGGUGAGUUUCUCGAAUUAUGGGAAAUCGUUCAACCCGGGAAACGAUUCAUUUAAAGAGUACGGGACCGGGUCGAAGGGUCGGACCAGUGUGGGGUUCAAGUCGUACGGUUUGGGUCGGAGUUUCAAAGAGUAUGCCAAAAAUGGCGUUACUUUUGCUGAAUAUAGCAGUCUGAGCAAGGAGGGGACAGAGGCAACUAAAACUGAGUCCAGUGGCAGUUUGGUAAAUAAGUGGGUUGAGCCGGGCAAGUUUUUCAGGGAAUCUAUGCUAAAGCAGGGGAAUGUAGUAGUGAUGCCCGACAUUCGGGACAAAAUGCCAGAAAGGUCGUUUUUACCCCGGGGUAUUUUGUCGAAAUUACCGUUUUCCACUCCUGGGUUGUCGGAGCUUAGGGAGAUAUUUCACGCGAGGGAUAACUCUGCCAUGGAGCACGUGUUGACCAACGCACUGGGCGAGUGCGAGAGGGCUCCGAGCCCGGGUGAGACCAAGCGGUGCGUGGGGUCGAUCGAGGACAUGAUCGACUUCGCCACCUCCGUCUUGGGCCACAAUGUGGUGGUCCGAACCACAGAGAAUGUGAGUGGGUCAAAGCAGAAGGUGAUGAUUGGAAUGGUCAGCGGAAUCAACGGUGGAAAUGUGACCAAAUCGGUCUCAUGUCACCAGACUUUGUACCCGUACCUACUAUACUAUUGUCACUCUGUGCCCAAGGUUAGGGUUUAUGAGGCUGAUAUUGUGGACGUGGAGAGCAAGAGCAAGAUCAAUCAUGGUGUGGCCAUUUGUCAUAUUGACACGUCAUCAUGGAGCCCGGGACAUGGUGCGUUCAUGGCACUGGGGUCCAGUCCGGGAAAGAUUGAAGUGUGCCACUGGAUAUUUGAGAAUGACAUGACGUGGGCCAUUGCGGAUUAA
Molecule: messenger RNA, 1884 nt
Organism: Prunus armeniaca (apricot)
Lineage: Eukaryota; Viridiplantae; Streptophyta; Magnoliopsida; Rosales; Rosaceae
Source: the annotation of a GenBank genome assembly